Messenger RNA from Neopsephotus bourkii (Bourke's parrot), 5487 nucleotides. It is a transcript of the gene IRAG1, whose product is annotated as inositol 1,4,5-triphosphate receptor associated 1. The record is from RefSeq and is a predicted model, not a curated record. Lineage: Eukaryota; Metazoa; Chordata; Aves; Psittaciformes; Psittacidae. The coding region runs from base 408 to 2945 and encodes 845 amino acids. The transcript has 22 exons.
GAGCCUCGAGCGUCGCUUUGCUCCCGUGAGCGCGCGGGGUUCUGUUGCUACGGCAACGGCUUCCUCGUGGCCGCCCUUCAACAACGAACCGGGCUGCUGGAGGGAGAGUUGCGUUUGGAGGAGUCAGGCGCCUACUUAAAGCGGGAACAGGCUCCUCAGGAUGGAGCGAGGGCUUCUUGGGGACUUGCAGGCAGGCUUGAACAUCACCACUAAUUGAGCUGCUGCUGGAACUUGGUCAAGAAUUCUGUUGAUUCAGAAGCCAGUAAAGACUCUCAGAACUAUGUUUCAACCUGCAGAUCGCGAGGCCUCAGCACUAAUGCCUUCAGGCUAACUGGAACCAAAUAUUCUCAGCAGUGCAUGGUCCUGUUAGUCCACCUUGCAGUUCCACGUGCUUCACACUGCCCACCAUGCCAACCUUACCUGAAGACAAGGGACAAUCAGAAGAGGCACAACACAACAUCUCUCCUCCAGCCAAAGACACUAUCGUUGAAGGGUCAGUGUGCAGUACACCUUCCAUUGUUCUUCCAGAGAAUGCUGUAGCACCAGACAUGGAAAUUGAUAAAAAUCUGAUUAACAGGCCUCAUAGUCCUCAUAGGAGACAUUCUAACCGUGCCACUAGGAAUCCAACAAGUUCAUUGACUUCUGUGGACAACAGCGGUCAUGUGAUUGACCUGGUAAACGAUCAGUUACCUGAUGUAAAAAUAUCAGAGGAAGAUAAAAAGAAGAACCUUGAAUUACUAGAAGAAGCAAAGAAAGUGAGUGAGAGGUUUCUCAUGCGCAGAGGCAGAAAGUCAAGAAGCAGCCUUCCUGAGUCACCCACAGCAGUUUCCCCUACACUUAGUCCUAAAGUUUCACCAGUAGCAUCUCGGAGCAACUCUCUCACUCUUCCAGUUCCAUCAGGGUCUGAUGGAUGCACAACCACUUGUGUUGAGACAGUAUGUCCAGGGCAGAAUAACAGAACUAUGAAAGAGAAUGACAGGCAAACUGUAGAGAAUGCUGCAAAAGGACUAGUUGAUCGAAGGCAGAAUGAUCAAAGAAAGAUUUCUCAGGGAAGGUUGGUUCCUCGUUCUGCUGGUUUUGAAAACUCCAAAGAGAAGCUCUCAGAACAAAAAGAAAACUUUGAUCCGCGUAAACACAUGGAUACUUUACCUAAAUGCUCCCCUUCAGGUGGUGAUGGUGGCAGAAUGUCUCUUAAUUCUUACAUGAAUGUUUGUGAAAAUGAACUCGGAAAAUCGUUCCUCAAGAAAGCAAAAGAAAAUGAUGUUCCUCUAAGAACCCAUCUACCAACAUCAGGAAAUAUAGACUCAAAGCUAAAAAUCCCUUUUCAAGAAAUGAGGGACCAUAAAGUUUCAUUUAAACCAGAAUUUAAAAUGUGUGGUCUUCGUCCCCCUCUACUACGGGCUGUAUCAUGGGAUAGCUUGGAGCCUGGACAGAAAGAUAAAACACCUUUAAAAUUACCAUCUGAGGAAGAUAAAAACUUUGCUGUUGGUAACAAAUCCAGCAAUCAGUUAAAAGCAUUCAAAGACCUUCAAAUCCAAGUUCAACCAGUUCGAAUGCAGAAAUUGACAAAGCUCAGAGAGGAGCAUAUUUUGAUGAGAAAUCAAAAUUUAGUUGGACUCAAACUUCCUGAACUUAGUGAAGCUGCUGAACAAGAAAAAGGCCCUUCACCUCUCCCUUCCCCCACUGAAGAGGAAGAGACAAAGAAUAGCUCUGAUGUCAUGCCCAGCAUUCCUGAUGUAUUGCUGCGAAAACUACGAGUGCACAAAUCACUUCCGGGAAGCUCUCCUCCACUUACUGAAAAAGAAGUUGAGAAUGUAUUUGUACAACUUUCCUUGGCCUUUAGAAAUGAUAGUUAUACCUUGGAAUCUAGAAUUAACCAAGCAGAGCGAGAGAGAAAUCUUACCGAAGAGAAUGCUGAGAAGGAACUGGAAAGCUUUAAAGCAGCCAUUACAUCUUCAGCUCACUUAUGGCAUCAUUAUGAACACAGAGAAGCUUACCAGAAGCUAUUGGAGGAUAUUGCUGUUCUACGGCGUUUAGCUGCUAGACUCUCUAGUCGUGCUGAGAUGGUUGGAGCUGUUCGCCAGGAGAAGCGUAUGUCAAAGGCAACAGAAGUAAUGAUGCAGUAUGUGGAAAAUCUGAAAAGAACGUAUGAAAAGGAUCAUGCUGAGCUAAUGGAGUUCAAGAAGCUUGCCAAUCAGAAUUCUAGCAGAAGCUAUGGGGCAUCUGAAGACGGAGUACCUCGUUCAACUAGAUCCAUGUCUCUUACUGUUGGAAAGAAUAUGCCUCGGAGGAGAGUCAGUGUUGCUGUUGUUCCUAAAUUUAACUCCUUAAACAUUCCUGGUCAGUCACCGACAGCUUCACCUAUACCUUCAGUGCCAUCCCAGUCUGAACCACCUAGUAAUGGAAGAAGCAAUCUAACAUCUACUCCUGUUCUGCCAGCACUUUUAGAAAAUGGAAAGAGUAAUGGAGAGCCCGACUGUGAAACUGCUACUUCUGUGCUGACACACAGUGGGUUGGAAGAGAUCAAUCCUGAAACUAAAGCCAAGAUAGAAGAGGAAGCAUAUAACAAAGGUUAUCGGGAGGGCUUGAAGAAAACCAAAGAACUUCAGGAACUGAAGGAAGAAGAUGAAGAGACACUAAAAGAAAGUCCUGAUGAACAUGAAGAAAGUGAAAAUGAACAUGAGAUAAAAACCCUGAAAAGCAGCAGACUUGAAGUCAUCAUUAAUUAUUUACAUAUACUGUACCCCAAACUGUGUAAACACUGGAAUGUGGUAUGGCUGGUAGUGGCUGCAAUAGUAAUUUUUGCUGUGGUGUUGGGAAUCUACAAUUCAUUCAACUCCUGUGAUGAAAAAUCAGAGGGACCUGAAGGGAAGGCUAGCUGUUCUGCUGCCCAUCAACAUUCCUGGUGGAACUCAGGAUUUCAACAUGAGCAACGCACUGAAUAAUAAAGGAACAACCAUGUACUUACGGUACCUGAGCAAGUAUGCAUAUUGGAAAACUGUUGUUAGAGGUAGUGCUUAGUCAUCCUUAUAGCUGUUAAAUGCAGUCUGUUAGACAAGAGAGUUACUCCACACCAUGAGGUCUGGGGAUACACUGUGAACAUACCUUAUCAAAAUGACAAUCUGAUAAAUAAUCCUAUCUGUCUUUUUAGUGUAUAUGACUGAUACAAAUAAAGUAAUACUGAAUCAUGAUAAAGUUGUGGCAGUAAUCAGCCAUCAGCAAGACAUUGAAAAGAAAUGGUUUGCACAGGACAGUAAUAGCUCUGCUAUGACUUUGAAGAAAAUCAUAAACCUGCAUUUGCAGUUAAUGCUUUGCAUUCCCUGAAUUUAUUAGUGAUUGUUGAAGUACUAAUGGCAUUUAAGUCCUUUGGGUUUCAAGAGACUAAUCUGCUUCCUUUUUCAUGAUUAUUGGGUAGGUAGAAAUAGAAGCUCUUCUAUGGAAGGUUAUGGUUGUAUUGUCAGACUAAAUGCCUUGAUGAUAAAGUUAUUUUACAGGAGCAAUUAUCUGUAUAAUUAUUUAAAUAGAAAACUAAGUACAUGCAUAAAUGUGUUUUAUGGUAUACUUUAAGAAUUGGACCACCACUUUUUUUUUCAAAUGGGAUACACAACAAACUGUGUCUAGGUGGCACAGACGAUACCAUCAAAUAAAUGUAUCAAAGCUCUGAGACGAAAAUGCAUGUCACUAAAGGUAUACCAUAUGUACCUGCUGAACUUCAGUCACUUCUGAUUGAAGAUGAACUAUGUCUUUCCAUAACUAUAUGCUUGAAUGUAACCACAAUAUCAAAAUCAGUUUGAUACCUGAUAGCACUUGUGUCUUGCAUUUUUCUGUCAAUUUCUGUCUGAUUAACAAGUCUGUUUACAGCUGAAGGAUAAGUAUGUUGUGAAGUACUGUUAUUUCAGUUCAGAUGCAGUUAUUAUUGUCUUGUUUGUUAGUGUAAACACUGAACCUCAAGCUAUCAAAGAAACCAGGUUUCUAACUCUGAAAUUUAAUUCAUAUAUCUGGCACUAGUAACAAAUAUCCUGCUGGUGAAUUUCAUUUGUUACAUCUUUUGCCAUUAAAAAAAUUAAUAACAAGUUUAAUAAAAAAAAAUCAUCAUCACUUUUUUUUUUUUUGGGUGGGGGAGGUUGGGGUCUAUAAGCAGUUGGGAGGUUUGGUUUUUUAUUUUAAAGUACAUGUUGUUGAGGAGUGUGCUUAAGAAAGUUCAAAAAGGAUAAUGGGAAAGUGUCAUUUGGUCUAAAACUAUAAUUGUUAAAGAAUAAGACAGAAGACAGCUUCUUGUAAAUUAUUUGGUAUCUGUUUGGUUCAGUUAAAAUAUCUGACUAUGAAGAACUACUGCAACAUUUCACAUACUUUCAGUAUUUUAAAUACUUCCAGUAUUUAAAGAAACUUGUCAAUUUCUCUUUGAAUACUUCUUUAUUAAAAUCAGCUUAUUUAACUUAAUAUUCUUUACAAAUAGCAUUGAUAAUAAGGCAAUAAAAAUUGAACAUAAAUAGUCCUGAAGAUUCAGAAUCCCCUGUGCCAAAAACUAUGAUGCAAAUUUGACUAUGAUUGCGGAAAUGUUGAACUACAAUGAGUAAAAAUAAUUAACAGUACCUAUAAUUAAAUUAAUUUGCUCUGAUUUACAUCUCCAUUGAUAUGGGUCCAACACAUUAUUGUAAAGAAAUGUAGAAAGUUAUUGAUAUCAACAGGACACUUGAACUGCUUCAUGUUAAGUAUGUGCUAAGGUUUUUUUGGUCAGUGGAUGAAUAAGGUCUCCAUCCCAUCUUGAAAUACAUCACACUUUUUGUGGACUUAAUGCACAAAGGCAGAUUUCUAUAAGUAGUUGUACUGGUGUGAACUGAACUACUUGCAUGUCUAAGGCAAGUAUAAUUUAUUCACAAAGUUAUUAGUUGUGGGGAAUGUACUGAAAGAGUCAGGAGAUUUUAAUAGGGAUGAAAAGAUGAAGAUAAUUUUUUUUUAUAAAAAAAACAAAAGGUUGUUCUUUUUAUAACUACUUUGAGCAAACUGUCCACUAAAAAUAAUGAACCACAAUGACUAAUAGCACGUUAAAUACUUUUGCUUAUUUUUUUCAGUUAGUUAAUGAAGACACUUUUUUAAUAAGAAACUAGAUUGAGCUCAAAAACUAUUCUAAGUGUGAUUUUAUCUGUUGGAUAUUAGUUUUCUUUAUCUGGAAAAAAAACCCAACAAACCAAUCUCUUCUGUGUUGAAAGAUCACAUCAAAUAACAAGAAAUAGAUCUAUUAUUUAUGCUAUUAACACUGAAAUAGUUUUCUUGAGGUGCAAUAUUUAUUUUUCUGCUUUAUCAAGACACGUUUAUUGUUUUUCCUGCACAGCACAUAUGUUUCUAGUAAAAGGAAUUUAAAAGGGCACUAUUUUUGUGUAUCAUAUUUAAAUUUGUACUAUUGUAAGAUUUUGCACAAGUGUGCUGGUAUUGUACUGUAUAGUAUCACAUACUUGAGUUUUGAAAUAAAAGUAUGGUUUCAAAGUC